AAGGAGCUGAGAGACUCGGGGUCAGUGUCUGGAGUGACGGGCUGACCGACAGACACAAGAGUUUCGUGAGCUGACGGUUCCAGCUAACACCGCCUCUGCAGCUGACAGUCAGAUCCACACAUCUGGCAUGACGAUGUUUAUGGUUGUGACGGUGGCAUGGUUGGUGGUGGUGCAGUCGGCCCCAACUGGCCCCAUUAACUGGCCCCACAACUCACAUAUCCGUCUGCCCAAAGAUCAAGGUGUAUGUGGCCGUGGGGUAACUGUGGCUUCAAGAACUGCUGCCUCUACUACCCUUCACCAACAUAUCCACCUACAUUGCCUCCAACAUACCCACCUACAUGGCCACCAACAUAUCCACCUACGAGGCCACCAACAUACCCACCUACAUUGCUGCCAACAUACCCACCAACAUGGCCACCAACAUUGCCUCCAACAUACCCACCUACAUGGCCACCCAACAUAUCCACCUCCAUUGCUCAACAUACCCACCUACAUGGCCACCAACAUACCCACCCACAAUGCCACCAACUUAUCCACCUACGAGGCCACCAACAUAUCAACCAACAUAUCCACCUACAUUGCUGCUAACAUACCCACCAACAUACCCACUACAUAUCCACCAACAUACCCACUCUACGAAGUCACCAACAUUCCCACCUACGUGGCCACUACAUAUCCACCCACAUUGCCGCCAACACACCCACCAACAUACCCACUUACAUACCCACCAACAUACCCACCAACAUACCCACCUACAUACCCACUUACGAGGUCACCAACAUUCCCAACUUCCGUGCCACUAACAUACCCACCUACAUACCCACCCAACCCGUGUCCAGUCAUGCCUCAGCCAGUUUGCCCGUAUUACAAUGGAGGGAUCCACUUUAGACAACAGCCCACACAGCGAAGGUGCUUAUUGAACAACCAUUGUUCGUCAGACUACUCCUGCUGUCCCAUGUCGUGUGGGAGUCUCAGAGUGUGCAAGAGAAGCAUCCUCACCGACCUGCCCCCUACCACCCCGGCCCCCAACCUCACCCCCCCUCCUUCAACACAUCCUAAGUUCCUGAAUUCCUCCUCAUCCUCCUCGAAUGGUCUUAAGGAUAAACCAUCGAUCGUAAGGAACCCCAAGGAUGAAUAUGAAGACUUGAAUUUGCAGGACUCCAUGUUGGAUUCCCACAAGUUAGAGCUGAAGUCAAAGUUUGUUAACAUUGGACCAGCAACGCCAGAAGCCUCGUCCCCACAGUACCAUCCUAAAGUGAACGUGAGUGUCGUCUUCACCUCAGCAUGCAGUUACUCCAAAUGGUUCAUCAACUACCAGGUCCAUCCCACUAUGGUGAUCCUCAGGGACUACAUCAACCUAGAGCUCCUGCCCUACGGCCUCGUACACCAGAACGGGAGAUGCCAGUUUGGUUACGGCGACUGUCUGGGUAACUGGCUUAUAUCCUGCGCUGGCCACCACCUGGGAGAGAACCAACUGGACAACUACAACCAGCUGAACUUCACCACCUGCCUCACCCAACACACACAACAACUACUAAAAGAUGACUUGGCCAGCAUCCGCCGCUAAGAAGUGUCUGAGGGAGCAGCAGGAGGCGUGGCGUCGUGUGUCAGAGUGUGGUCGUUCAGGUGAGGGCAUCCAGCUGUUCCAGGAGGCUGGCAGGAGGCAGCACCACUUAGUACCUACACUGAGGAACGUCCCCACCGUAGCCAUUAACCAGGUCGUGGUACUGGAGAAUAAAGAUGACCUGAGCCAGUUUUCCUUACUGUGCCAACACCUGGACGACCUGCACCACGCCACCCAAGCCUACACCUUCUGUCAGCAGGUCAUCUCUCUGUGAGGCGGACCACACCCUUUGACCCACUGCCUCUAACUCGAUGAGGUUCUCCUAGUAUCAACAAUUACUACCACUGACAUUUUACUCAUGUGCAUAUUAUUAAGGUUCUCAAUUAAUAAAUGACUUACAGCAGCA
Molecule: messenger RNA, 1970 nt
Organism: Homarus americanus (American lobster)
Lineage: Eukaryota; Metazoa; Arthropoda; Malacostraca; Decapoda; Nephropidae
Exons: 8
Coding region: 128-1567 (479 amino acids)
Molecular function (GO): oxidoreductase activity, acting on a sulfur group of donors, disulfide as acceptor
Source: RefSeq, a predicted model, not a curated record